AUGUCUGAGAUGACGACCGUCCGGGGGGAGACGUUCUCGAUCCCGGUCACUGACGAUACGCCGAUCUUUCGGCAUCAGUAUUGGUUGUCACAAUCGGAGAAGGAGAGUCUGAAUGAGCACAUUGAGGAACGCAUCAAGUGCGGAUUCAGUCGACCGUCCUCGUCCCCAUGGGCCUUUCCCACAACCAUGCCUCCUAAGAAGGAUGAGCACGGUAACUGGAUGCUUAAACGGCCAUGCGGAGACUAUUGGGAGCUGAACAAAGUCAGCGUCACGGAUCACUACCCGUUGCCCACGCCUGAGGAGAUCUUUGAUCAACUCCAGGGCGCGACGUGGUUUACCACGUUGGACCUUCGUUGGGGCUAUCACCAGGGCGCUAUCGAUGAGAAAGACUGUUGCAAGACAGCUUUCUGGGGACCUUGGGGACUCUUUGAAUGGGUCGUGAUGCCGUUUGGCCUGAAGAACGCUCCGGCCUUCUUUCAGCGCAUGAUGGAUACCACCUUGCGGGCUCAGUUCGAGUUCUGCCGCUGCUACAUUGAUGACAUGAUCAUCUUCAACAAGUCGUUCGACGAGCACUUGGUGCACUUGCGAGCGGUCUUCAAGAGCAGCUGCGCCGCAAACGGAUUCGGUGUCAUCCGAAGAAGCCGCCACGCUGAUCGGAGCAGCGCCGGCCUGGGCGCCGUGCUCGCUCAAAGAGACGAGGAAGGCAAGGAGUACGUUGUCGCGUACGCCUCUCGUAGCAACAAUCGGACUCAGCUCAACUACUCCAGCUAUCACGGAUAG
Messenger RNA from Klebsormidium nitens, 780 nucleotides. The record is from the annotation of a GenBank genome assembly. Lineage: Eukaryota; Viridiplantae; Streptophyta; Klebsormidiophyceae; Klebsormidiales; Klebsormidiaceae.